Molecule: messenger RNA, 1217 nt
Organism: Argiope bruennichi
Lineage: Eukaryota; Metazoa; Arthropoda; Arachnida; Araneae; Araneidae
Exons: 4
Coding region: 82-561 (159 amino acids)
Cellular component (GO): extracellular region
Molecular function (GO): chitin binding
Source: RefSeq, a predicted model, not a curated record
AAGCAACCACCACUCUUCGUAUUCAUUCGCACUUUUUUUCCUGGGGGAACAACAGUGGUAUUUUCCCACAAAUAAAGCACCAUGAAGGCUUACAUCUUGGCAUGUCUCGUCUUUUCCGUAGCUCUUGCCGCUACAGUACCAAAAAGGCACAAAAGGCAAGCUUAUGAACUUCCGGACGGUGCUGAUAUAUUAGUUGGGCCAAUCAAGACAACUUUUAACUGCUUCAACGACGGGUACUACGCCGACGUGGACAACAACUGCCAGAUCUUCCAUGUGUGUCAUUCCGUAGACAAAGAUGACGGGUCCAGAGAUACCAAGCAAUGGUCUUUCGUUUGUGGUAAUCAAACUCUUUUCAACCAGCUUACUCUGACCUGCGCUGAUCCUGAAGACGCCGUUCCAUGCCCAGAAGCACCCAGUUUCUACAACAUCAACGAUAGGAUCAACGCUGGAGAUCCUAAGUUGUACUUUCUCACCGAUGAUGAUAUCCAGAGAGCUGAACCUUUGCUGUACAGAAACAGGGAAGGAGAUUUCCAGCCUAAACCUAGUCCUCAAAGAGGUUAAGGACCAAAAAAACAGAGCACUGAAACACGGAACAACGGUAACAAAGGACUGGACUUGUACAACUCAUCAAAAUAACAGAAUAGCUUCUUUACUUAUUGGAUAUAAUGCUAUUGGGAACACUGGUUUUGGCCUUCAGUCAAAAGACAGCUUUAUUUUAUUUAUAAGCUGGAUUUUCUUCUGCACCUCGCUUAUUAUGAAAAUCUUCAAGCCAAUUUAAGUUGGAAGUCUUUCUUCCACUUUUAUUUGCAAACAUUUCUUAAUCUACACUCUAUGAGUCAUUAGUUCCUAAAUUUGAUUUCUUUAAGUUCCUUAUCUGUUUUAAUACAUCUCUAUGGUGGUAGCUUCAGAACUUCAAAUGCAGUCAUCUUUCCUUGUGCCAGCAUCCUUCGCAAUUCACGCCAUCUGCAAUUAAAAUUUGCAAAAGCUUCUUCAAGACUUCGGCCAGUAGUAUGAGUCCUUAUCAAAGAUGAUCAAAUAUCGUUUAUAUGUAUAGGUAGGGGUGUAUUAUAAUUUGUUUGGGAAAGGGUGCGUUUGUAAAUGUUUUCUUUGUUUGUGACUUGUCUUUGGUGUACCUGUGAUACAUUCAAGUCUUUUGUAAGAGCUUCUCAUUUGUGACAUGUUACUAUUUAGAACAAAUAAAUGUUACUGCAAGUUUA